Molecule: messenger RNA, 4227 nt
Organism: Ornithorhynchus anatinus (platypus)
Lineage: Eukaryota; Metazoa; Chordata; Mammalia; Monotremata; Ornithorhynchidae
Gene: MAGIX
Product: MAGI family member, X-linked
Exons: 10
Coding region: 358-2268 (636 amino acids)
Biological process (GO): signal transduction
Cellular component (GO): cytoplasm
Molecular function (GO): protein binding
Source: RefSeq, a predicted model, not a curated record
GCUCCUCGGGACGGCGGCGGCGGCGGCGGUCUCGCUGGGCAGCAGAGGUCGCGCCCCCGUCCCGGGAAACCAGGGCGUCACGGAGCCCGUCCCCGAGAGAGCCCCCUGACCAGUCGGUUGGCGGUCUACCUGGAGGCGGUCAGGGCCAGCCCUCGGCCCCAACCGGGGCCUGAGAACCACACCAGAACAAGACAGGAGACCUUCCCAUCCACCAGUGAACGUGGUGUUGGUGGUGGAUGGCAAUUACACUCUCCGCACUGCCCCCAGAGCGGCCCGGGGUUCUUCUGGGAAACCCCCGCCCCGCUGGCCCCCGAGGCCCCCUUCCAGCCGCCCCCUCCUCGGCUGCUGGACCUCAGGAUGCACGGUGUCGGCUGCUGCCGUCGCGCCCGUCCCGGGGAGGAGGGGCGCCCGGGUUCUCGACUUACGGAAGACGUGCUCGGUGGGAAGCUCAUCCCAGUGCCCGUGAUGCGGAGCCCCGGCGGGCCGCCGUUCCGGGUUAGCGGCCGGGCCGGGCCUGGAGCCCGGGUGAACCGGAUCUUGGACUGGCAGCGGUGCCCACUUCUGGAAGAAGGAGACCUAAUCGUGAAGCUGAACGGGGCGGAUGUGCGGGGCCUGAGCUCAGGCCAGGUAGAGGGGCUGCUGCAGGAACACCUCCCAGCCGACGAUGUGGUGCUGCUGGUGCGGAGGGAAGCACCCAGGAGGCAGGCCCCAACACACCGAGAACCGUCCUGUUCACGUUCCCCAGAGUCCCCCACCUGCAGUCCCCUCUGCUCUCCCUGCACCCCAAGACGCCGCCGCUUGUCCCAGCCACCCUCGGCCAAGGGAAAGCCCUGGCUUAGGCCAUCUGAGCCGCCCCCAGAGCCCCCUGGGGCUCCUGAUCACCCACCCACUCCGUUUCAUCCGCCCGGCGCCCGGGCUCCAGCCCCCGAAGCCGUGGAGGUGACGAGCUUCAUGGACCCGGAGCCCAGGGAUGUGCCGUGGUGCCCCUGGAGGGGACGAGGCCCGGGGCCCCCCCGAGGAGCCUCCGGCCAAAGGACCCUGGACGCCCCGGAUGGGCGGGGGUGGGAGGCCCGGGGCCUCGGAGCCCUCACCGAGGUGGUGCUGAGGCGACGGGAGGAUGAGGGCUUUGGCAUUGUCCUCGUCACUGAAGAGAUGGCAGCUGGCUCCCUAGUCUCCCAACGCAUCGCCAAGGUCCGCCAGGGCAGCCCAGCCCAGCGGAGCGAGGGUCUCCAGGUGGGCGACCGGCUGGAAGGGGUGGGCGGCCGCUCCAUCUUCGGCGCGGCGCCCAGGGACAUCGGCGACCUCUUCCGCCGGGCCGGGACCACCCUGCGCUUGCGGAUCUUGCCUCACGGGGAAACAGGAGCUUCCUGUGACUCUGAUGCUGCAGACAUCGAAGUGAAUGACAGUCGCAUGCCCCACUGUGUCCCCAUGGUGUCAUCUCGGGGUCCCAUUUCACAGCAGGGAGCUCCUGACCCGGCCUGGAGCACUUCCCGGCCGCAGGAGUCAGGUCGGUACGUGGUGGAGUUGCACCGAGGCCCCAAGGGCUUUGGCUUCAGCUUGCGGGGUGGUAGCGAGCACAACAUGGACAUCUUUGUGCUGGGGCUGAUGGAAGGUGGCCCGGCCCAGCGCAGUGGCAAAAUCCAGGUGAGUGACCAGCUGAUGGAGAUCAACGGGCAGCCUACGGGGGGCAUGACCCACGCCCAGGCCGUGGAGCACAUCCGCAACGGUGGCAGCCGCAUCAGUCUGGUGCUUCGGAGGGGCAACGGCGCGGUCCCCGGAUAUGGCCGCGGCCGAGCCUCGGACGGGUCCGGGCCAGAGGGAGACGCCGGCCGGGGACCUCCGCCGCCCAGCCCGGCCCCCCGGCCCCGGGCCCGGCCCCGGCCAGGCCCGGGCCGCUCCGACCGGGCGGCCGAGGAGAGAGCCACGCCGCGGGAGCCCCGUGGGGACAAGCCCGGCCCCGGGGCCCGAAGCCGAGAAGGGGAGGGCGAGACAGAGGCCCCAGGAGCCCGUGACCCCGGCCGAAGGGCGACCCUCGAGACUUCUCCGGGCCCCUGGCUAGUGCCCAGCAAGGAGCGGGUUUCGCAAGCACUGCGGAGCCCCGGGUGUCCCCAGAAGGACCCCAGAAGGUCAGGCGGGACCCCGGCAAAGGCAGGGAGGCCCGAAGGAGGAGUUGAGAGCCAGACCGGGCCUCUUCCCGCUGCCUCCCUCGGCCUGGGCCACACCUCCGCUCCGGCCAGGGCAGUGGAAGAGGCCGUCCUGCCAUUGUGACAGUCUUCAAAUUAUGCAAUGGCUCCUUCCGCUCUUUUUCUUUUUUGGCCGCCCAUCUCCUCUCCGGGGAGGUGGAUGGUCUCCCCUAUCUCGCCCGUGAACAGCCGGGGUCCAGAGAAAAGCCGGCUGAAUGCAGCUCCCGCCAUAUUAUGCAACCGAACUGCCUCGUUCUCCCCUGGCAUGCAGAGUACUGUCGGCAGCUCCCACCCCCGCGUCUGACCUAUGCAGUGGUUAAGUGUCUCUCUCUCUCUCCCCCAGCCUUUCCCUAGCCCUGCUCCCCUCCUCCCCUCCUUCCAGGUAAUAAAAGAGUAGCUUCGAGUUUAGGCCUGUUUGAGGACCCCGCCCACUCACUACCAGCUAGUUUUAGAGUCCCGAGAGAAGCUGCUGCAGAAUUCCUCGAGAAGAAAAUCCAGCCGGGCUUCUCACCCUGCCCCUUCACUCUUCAAUCAACCCAAUGAAUCCAUGGUAUUUAUUGAGCGCUUUGCUCUCGACUCUGACACUAGUUGGGUUUCAGGCCUUCCCGCUGAGGUGAGGUUCCCGUACUUCAGUCCCCUUUCCUUCCCAAGCUCUCAUUCUACCGGGGGCAGGUGUCAAGGACCGGGUGGGAGAGCCCCGACUAGGGCCCCGGGAAUAGGACACUGCAUUGGUAUCUCUCCUCUCGUCUGACCAACUCCGGCUUCAGCGGGAGAGCAAGUCCUCCGCCUCUACGCACCUCCUUCCGUCUCCCACUGAGUCCUGUGUCCCUCUCUCACUCCUGCAGUUUGACGAGAGUAUUCAAAGCAGGGACAUGGCAUUUUAGGCGGGAGGAUCAGACUCCGGGCCCAUCUUCUUUUUGCCUGCUGGUUCCCUUACCCCUCUCCACCAGGGCUUCUCAGCCCUACCUCGGAAGACCAGAAGCUAGUCGUACAUAAAAAGGUAUCCAAAGUCCGCCAUGCAGGAGAAAUCACUCUCAGAAAUUGGCCUCAGAAAUUACUCUCUUCACACCCCAAAUCUCCCAACUCUCCCUUUAUUUCUAGAGACAUAUAUCUCAAAGAUGCUUUGCCAGGGUAGCAUCGGGGACCGAUAGCGUUCAGCCCAUGGAGGACUGAAAAUUGUGAGUUUGACAGAUAGUCCUGACUCUCAAACGUCAGGCUGACAGGUUUAGGCUUGAAAGCAGCAGAACAGAAAAUUGUUUAGUUCGAGCCCCGAGUCACCUGGCUCCAUUCACUAGACUUCUUCCCGCGUGUUGUUGGAAUAGGGGUAUAAAUUUGUCACGGGCGGGGAACGCGUCUGCUAAUUCCGUUGUACUCUCCCAAGCGCUUAGUACACUGCUCGGAACAUAGUGAGCGCUCAGCAAAUACCAUUGAUUGAAUAGAGGUGGGCACUAAAAGCACAGUCCUAGGCAGAGCAUCCUGUGCGUUACCCUCCUUGCCUUGAUCUGAUCUUUUCCCCCUCAGCUCCACUUUGGAACUGAAGUUGACCUGAACGAUGGCUGGAGAUCCCAGGCAGGUCUCCAUCCCCUUCGACUGGGUGUCCCCUAUCUUUGGAAACUUGAGGUUUUUUCUGGUCUAGAAACGGUAAUGUGGCUGGCGGGGUUUGGUCCCUAAGCUCUUACAACUUCCUGCUUGUGGCUCUCAGCAAUUUCUGAACCAGCCCUGGGGAGCUUUGAGCUCAGACCCCAGAGCCCACCUCCACUUCCUUCCAAACCACCAUUCAGAAUGCGCUUCUCAGGUACCAUGAUCCUAUCCACAUGGCACAGGGCAAGGGAAACAGGUUGGAUCUCUGUGGUAGUUAUGGACAUGUCACUCGAGUGUUUUCGUACUGUUGCUAAAUUCAGAAGUUGCCUUGGUUUCUCACUUAUAAAUAGGACAGAAUCGAAAAACCCGAGUCAUGUUGCUUCCUUUCCUUCCUGCUAACUGGCAUAGGAUGCCCAGUGACUGUUUUUUAAAGGAUGCCGAUGAAUAAAAAGGUCUUACCACA